This is a messenger RNA of Arachis duranensis, 1249 nucleotides long. RefSeq lists its product as uncharacterized. Gene Ontology annotation, cellular component: dynein complex. Bases 382 to 1179 code for a protein of 265 amino acids. Gene Ontology annotation, molecular function: dynein light intermediate chain binding; dynein intermediate chain binding. The record is from RefSeq and is a predicted model, not a curated record. Lineage: Eukaryota; Viridiplantae; Streptophyta; Magnoliopsida; Fabales; Fabaceae. Gene Ontology annotation, biological process: microtubule-based process. The transcript has 3 exons.
GACCUUUUUAUAGGGUAACCCAACAAAGAGGUGUUGGCAAGGGUAGGGGUCCAUGGAUGUUGCAUGUCUAGAAGCAGAUCAAUGGGGGACAAAUGUGCCCCAGAAACUAAUGAUUAGUCCCACAUCCACAUUAGGCAUUAUCUCAUUUUGAUUCCACAUAUCAAAUCUUAGGGUAAAAUUUAUGCAUAUCUAUUCCUUGCUCACACCCUCAUACACAUCACACAUGCCUCUGCCUUUAAUUAAUUCAUUUGCAUGUCAUUUGUCAUCUUCUUUCCUAACUAAUAAAACAUUAUAUUAUAUUAAUUAUUGGUCUUCCUUAUAAUAUGCUUGUCAUUCCAAUUCCAUUGAGUAGUCUUUGUUGAGAGGGGAAUAAUUGGAAUCAUGGCUAGUAACCAAAAGAGAGGGUUCUUGUACAUUUAUAAAGCUGGAAAUCAUCAUCAGAGAAAGAAGGAUGAGGAUAAUCAAGGCAAGAAAUCCAAUUCAUCUAGAAGUUGGUUGCAAAGGCUAACCAGAACUCGAAAUUCUUCAAAUGCUGAAAAGAUUGUUGUUGAAGAAGGUGGGUUUGUGGAAGCAAGAAAUUCAACAUCAUGCUUGGAGUUAGGAGGAGGAGGAGGAGGAGGAGGAGAAGGAUUUGUAGAGGGAAGAAAAUCAGUUUCUUGCAUAGAGACAAGAACAGCAGCAUCAUCACCAGCAGUAACAGUAUCAAAAGGAGUGAUAUUUGAGGAGAGAAGAAAAUCAGUGUCUCAGAUUGAGGGAGAUUUUGGAGGAGGAGUAGAAAAGGUUGUUGUUGAUGAAGGCAGAAAAUCAGUGUCACAGAUUGAGACAUUGUCAUCAGUGACAGCAUAUCUUCAGGUUAAGGUUUUGGUUUCUGACAUGCCAAGUUUCAUGCAAGUGCAUGCCUUUCGUUCUGCUAGAAGAACCUUUGAUAGCUUGGAACAGUUUAGUUCUAAACACAUUGCUCAUAACAUUAAGAAGGCUCAACUCUCACCCCAUGUGCACUGCAUAGACAGUGAAUUUGACAAAGCUUAUGGUCCGGUGUGGCAUUGCAUUGUAGGUUCAAGCUUUGGUUCUUUCGUGACGCAUGCAACGGGUUGUUUUCUUUAUUUCUCAAUGGAAAAUUUGUAUAUUUUACUGUUCAAGACCAAAGUUAAGAAGACCUUGGGUAAAGGUACAUGUUAAUAUAAUAUCAUAUAAUUAUUAUAUAUAUAAAUAUAUAUAAGAGUUAGCUGCUAGCACAUCGACUUUUUAU